This is a messenger RNA of Branchiostoma belcheri (Belcher's lancelet), 1005 nucleotides long. Its product is annotated as G-protein coupled receptor 54-like. Lineage: Eukaryota; Metazoa; Chordata; Leptocardii; Amphioxiformes; Branchiostomatidae. Gene Ontology annotation, molecular function: G protein-coupled peptide receptor activity. Gene Ontology annotation, cellular component: membrane. Gene Ontology annotation, biological process: neuropeptide signaling pathway. The record is from RefSeq and is a predicted model, not a curated record. The transcript has 7 exons.
AUGAGAAACACUGAAAACGUCAGCUAUCCGGAGAACAACAUCACGUAUCAGGAGAUCCCGCCCCUCGGCGCGGAGGCGUGGGUCGUGCCCGUGCUGUUCGUCCUGAUCGGGGUUGUCGGGGUGGGCGCCAACGGGCUCGUCAUCUACGUCAGCAACAAGUUCAAGGAGCUGAAGACCGCAACCAACCGCUACAUCGUGAGCCUGGCGGUGACGGACUUGUCCUUUCUGCUUGUCUGCGCUCCCUUCACCGCUUCGCUCUUCGCGACCACCAGCUGGGCUCUGGGCAAGUCUAUGUGCAAGUUCGUCUUCUACUUCAUGCAGGUGACGGUGAAGGCGAUGUGUCUGACCAGGUGCGCCCUGACUGUUGACCGGUACGUCGCUAUCGUCCAUCCCAUCGCCUCCAUCAGCUACCGGACCCCGCGGUUCGCAGUCGCCGUCAGCGCGUGCAUCUGGAUCGUCACUCUGACGAUGUCGGCCCCCGUCGCGGUUCAAUGUAGGGUGAUAUAUAUGAUGUAUAUGGCAUCCUUCACCCCUCUCAAGAAAUACAGCAACAAGUAACUAGUUUGACGCUUGUUUCCCCUGCAGCGGUGGCCCUCUCACGCCGGGCAGAUCACCUACUGGAUCGCCACUGUUCUGCUGACUUACGCGCUCCCUCUAGCGGUGGGAAUCUGGAGCUGCAUCGCCGUGGUGGAGAAGCUCUGGGGGCGCAACGCCGUGGACGUGAGCGCCGGCUCACAGAUCAGGAAACGGAUCCUCAUGAAGAGAAGGAAGGUGUGCCUGAUGAUCACCAUCAUGGUGUUGGUGUUUGCGCUCUGCUGGCUGCCGACCCAAAUACUGCUCCUCUGGCAGGAAGACUUCCCCUUCACUCUGGUGACGUUCUCGUGGAAGAUCGUGGCCCUGAUUCUGACCUACCUGCAGUCUGCCAUCAGUCCCAUCGUCUACAUCACCUUCGGACGGAUCUUCCGCAAAAAGAUGAAACAGGCCUUCCCUCGGCUGUUCCGGUAA